Linum tenue is the source of this 393-nucleotide messenger RNA. Lineage: Eukaryota; Viridiplantae; Streptophyta; Magnoliopsida; Malpighiales; Linaceae. The record is from the annotation of a GenBank genome assembly.
AUGGAAGAGGAGGUAGUUGUCAGGGAGGAGGAAGAUCUGGUAGUUGUCAUGAAGAGGAAGGUUAGUCAAGGUACCGUGAGAGGCAACAACAUGUUUAGCCGCAUGUACUCCAGGAAAGGACUUCAGCAGUCUUCGUCGCCGGCCAUUAUGUUUGAUCUGGUAGUUCAGCAGAUGAAGUCGUCGACCAUUGUUUCGACUUUUGAUCAAGUGGUGGAGUCGGAGUCAAUGGUCCAGCCUAUGGUCAUACAUUAUACUGACCCGGAUACGACAUUCCAUGAUGUGAUGCACAUUGCUUUCCAAAUCACUGUUGCUGUUGAAGAGAGUAUCAGGACAUCUCCGACUACGAUACCUGUCGAGGCAACUGAUGCUGCUCAACAUCUCCGACUACUGUAG